Molecule: messenger RNA, 1996 nt
Organism: Lontra canadensis (Northern American river otter)
Lineage: Eukaryota; Metazoa; Chordata; Mammalia; Carnivora; Mustelidae
Gene: KLF15
Product: Kruppel like factor 15
Exons: 3
Coding region: 510-1754 (414 amino acids)
Biological process (GO): regulation of transcription by RNA polymerase II
Molecular function (GO): RNA polymerase II cis-regulatory region sequence-specific DNA binding; DNA-binding transcription factor activity, RNA polymerase II-specific
Source: RefSeq, a predicted model, not a curated record
CUGAGAUUUGGGGAAUGCACAGCUGAUGAUGAUCCUAGCUGGCCCUGAGAGGUCUCUGUCCCUGGCCAGGCUUGUUGACUUGUUGACUAUUGGGUAGCAGUGUGUGCCAGGUCCAGGAGUAGUCCUCAAGACAGAGCAUAGGGGUGGGUGCAGAGUGAUGACAGGCAGCAGAGAAUCUCUGGUUUCAGAUAUAGAAAGUUCCCUUUUACCAAACCUCACUGGUCACUGGGUGGGGACAAAGGUCCACAUAGGUGGCCCAAUUACAGCUGUACACUGUUGACUCUCCUUGGACACCGGACCUAGCAUGGCCUUCAGAGGAGGCAGAUGUCCCCUCUCUUCUCUGUUGAUAUUCUCUGAGCCCCUCCUGGGCACCAGCUGCCACGCCGGGAGCUGGGAACACAGUGGAGACCUAGCAGCCUAGCCUGCCGUCAUGGAGUUCAUGGUCUAGUGGGAAGACGGGAGUUAGCUGAGCCUUCCUGAGGUGCCGCCAACGGCACGGCCAGGCCAGCAUGGUGGACCACUUGCUGCCAGUGGACGAGACCUUCUCGUCGCCGAAAUGCCCAGUUGGUUAUCUGGGUGACAGGCUGGCCAGUGGGCGGGCGUACCACAGGCUGCCCUCGCCCCUCUCGGAGGAUGACAGCGACGCCUCCAGCCUCUGCUCCUGUGCCAGCCCAGACUCACAAGCUGUCUGCUCCUGCUACAGUGGUGGGCCAGGUGCUGAGGGCCAGGACAGCAUCUUGGACUUCCUGCUGUCCCAGGCCACACUGGGCAGUGGUGGCAGUGGUGGCAUUGGGGCCACCGGUGGUUCCAUGGCCUGGGGGGCCUGGCGGAGGGCACCGACACCUGUGAAGGGGGAGCAUUUCUGCUUCCCCGAAUUUCCUGUGAGUGACCCUGAUGACGUCCCAAGGCCCUUCCAGCCCACCCUGGAGGAGAUUGAAGAGUUUCUGGAAGAGAACAUGGAGCUGGGAGUCAAGGAGGCCCCAGAGAGCAACAGCAAGGACGCAGAGGCCUGUGACCAGCUCUCAGCCGGGCCACACAGGAGCCACCUCCAUCCCGGGUCCAGUGGGAGAGAGCGCUGCACCCCGCCUCUGGGCAGUGCCAGUGUGGGCGGCAGCCAGAGCCCGGGUGGGGGGCCUGCAUCUGAUGGCCCUAUCCCAGUGCUGCUACAGAUCCAGCCUGUGCAGGUGAAGCAGGAGUCAGGCACGGAGCCUGCCUCCCCUGGGCAGGCCCCGGAAAGCGUCAAGGUGGCCCAGCUCCUGGUCAAUAUCCAGGGUCAGACCUUCGCACUUGUGCCCCAGGUGGUGCCCUCCUCCAAUGUGAACCUGUCAUCCAAGUUCGUGCGAAUUGCCCCUGUGCCCAUUGCUGCCAAGCCCAUUGGGUCGGGACCCCUGGGCCCUGGCCCCACCGGCCUACUCAUGGGCCAGAAGUUCCCCAAGAAUCCGGCAGCAGAACUCAUCAAAAUGCACAAAUGUACUUUCCCUGGCUGCAGCAAGAUGUACACCAAAAGCAGCCACCUCAAGGCCCACUUGCGCCGGCACACAGGCGAGAAGCCCUUUGCCUGCACCUGGCCGGGCUGCGGCUGGAGGUUCUCCCGCUCCGAUGAGCUGUCGCGGCACCGGCGCUCGCACUCGGGGGUGAAGCCCUACCAGUGUCCUGUGUGCGAGAAGAAGUUCGCACGGAGCGACCACCUCUCCAAGCACAUCAAGGUGCACCGCUUUCCUCGGAGCAGCCGCUCAGUGCGCGCGGUGAACUGAGCGCCCGCCUGCCCCCGCCCCCUCCCCCUCUCCCGCCCCGUUAUUUUGUAGCAAUAAUUUAUUUGCCUCUUCAGAGGGACGUGACAAUGUUGCCAACCCACCUUCUGAAGCCCAGGAGGUGCAGGAAGAUGGGGGCUUGCCUGGGAGGCGGGAACCCAGAGCCCCCAGCCCGCUGCCUUUCCUAGGAAGACCUAGAGCCUCGCCCGCGUCCCUGGGGGCUGGCACCCCGUCCCCCCCCCCCC